GUCUAGUCAUUUGAGAUGGCAGAAGACGAGAAGUUCUGAAUUGAAAAGUUCGAUGGUACAGAUUUCAGUUGGUGGAAAUGCAAAUUGAAGAUUUGCUGGUUCAGAAAGAUUUGGAUGUGGUAUUGGGUGACAAGCCAGAAAAGAUGUCGGAUGCAGAUUGGGCAGGUUUGGAUCGGAAAGCUAUGUCCGUGAUCCGUCUCUCGUUGACCAAGAAUGUUGCAUUCAACAUUUUGAAGGAGAAGACAGCAAAGGGAAUUAUGGAAGCGCUGUCUAACAUGUACGAGAAACCAUCUGCAGCGAACAAAGUUUUUCUGAUAAGAGAGCUGGUGAACACAAGGAUGAAAGAAGGCACUUCAGUUACCGAGCAUAUCAACAAAUUGAAUUCGAUCUUAGUUAGACUUUUGUCAGUGGGCAUUAAGUUUGAUGAUGAAGUUCAAGCUUUACUACUACUAUCGUCUUUACAUGAUAGUUGGUCCGAAACAGUUACUGCAGUUACCGGUUCAGUGGGACCUCAUGGAUUCACCUUUGAUCAGAUUCGAGAUCUCGUUCUUGGCGAGAAUGUCAGAAGAAAAAGUUCAGGGGAGUCAUCUGGUGAAUUGCUUCAUGUUGGUAGAGGUAGAAGAAAUAGCAGAGGUAGUGGGAGCAGGAACAGACAAAGGAGUCAGUCGAAGACUCGUGACAACUCAGGUGUAACGUGCUGGAAGUGCAAGGAGGUUGGGCAUUUUAGGAAUCAAUGCCCGAAUGACAAUAAAGUGAACAUUGCUGAAGGCUCUAUGAGUGACGAGGAGGUCACUCUGACUUGCUGUGAGGAAAGCAAUGUGCAUUCCUGGAUCAUGGAUUCUGGUGCUUCAUUUCAUGCUACCCACAGCGGUGAAGCAUUGCAGAAUCUAGUUGUUGGGGACUUUGGAAAGGUACGACUAGCGGACGACAGUGCUCUUGAUGUGACGGGCAUGGGUGACAUAGUGCUGAAGACCCCAGUCAAUUUCUGGACUUUGAAGGAUGUGAGAGUUGUUCCCGCCUUGAAGAAAAGUUUGAUUUCUGUCAGGCAGUUGGACGAACAGGGACACGAGGUGAAGUUCAAAGAUGGGCAGUGGAAGGUCGUGAAGGGAAAUAUUGUCAUGGCCCGCGGAAGGAAGAGUGCUUCAUUGUAUAUGGUCGAGUUACCAUCUGAGGGAGUGACCGUCCCAGUUCAGAAUAGAAACAAAGUCCGGUUCACAGAGUCUCAUGGGCAGAAUAAGGUUGUCUAUGCAAGAGAGAAACCUAGAGCCACAGGUCAUACUCAGGAUGAACGAGCGAGGAAUGGUUCAAGGUGGCCAGUCAGAGGUAUUUGUGGCAGUGGGAGCUCAAGAGGCGCUUCAGCCAAGUUGCCUAGAAGACAGUGGGAUGUUCUAGGAUCCGGCAGUGUGCAUCUGCAGUGGGAGCCGGUAGGGACCGAGGACGAGUCAGGGGCAGAUUUUGCCAUGACUGAUGUGUUGGAGCUUGGGAGAGCUUCAACGGGCCUUUCAGUUGUCUGAUGAUAUGGCCGCUGCAAAAGGAGAGCUAUGGAAGAUUACUCGAUGUACAGGCAAUCGUGGUGGAUGGCAGUUGAUGACUAUCAAGCCUCCAAGUGGGAGAAUGUUGUGUUUGUGGAGGUGAUAAGUCCGUUUCGUUAUUAUCAUUUACAUCAUAUUUGAACGUUAUUGCACGUAAAUAAUAUUUAAUUAUCUCUUAAAAUGUGAUUUCGAUGGAUAAAACUCUCAUUUUCGCUCUAAGAGUCAUAAAUAGGGAUUCCACAU
This is a messenger RNA of Cuscuta campestris, 1775 nucleotides long. The record is from the annotation of a GenBank genome assembly. NCBI's taxonomy places the organism in Eukaryota, Viridiplantae, Streptophyta, Magnoliopsida, Solanales, Convolvulaceae.